UGAAGAAAUUUUUUAGGAUUUUUAUAAAAGCUAUAUACACAUACGAAUUAGCAAUAUCACGAUAGUCCACGACCAUGACGAUAAUUUCGAUAUAUCAUCGCUCAAGUUUCUACCUUCGAUACGAUUCCCAUCUCUUCUGUUUACCAAUAAAAGUUGUAGUGUUCCAUAUCUAGAAUCCUAACUCCAGUAAAGAAUGCCUACGGUGGUUGAAAGCACAUUUGAACUUGAAUUUAUACGCACAUAGCAGGAGUCAAAGUUCAAAGUUCAUUCUUUUUAUUACAAUAUAAUUUCUACUUCAAAAACAAAGACAUCGUGCUAUUUUGCUGUUGUAUUUGUGACAGUGUGUACAGUACAAUCUAACAACAUUAGGCAACUUAAAAAUGGCUUUUUGUGGUUGUAACUUUUCUUCAAAGAAUCUAAAAUCUCAAAAUUUCCCCAGGGGAGCAUGCUCCUGGGACCCCCCCCCCCCCUAGAUUCUUCGCGCCUUUGGUGCUCGCACCUCGAAUGCCGAGUGCAUCUUAUUAAAUGGGUCAAAUACAUCCUUCUUCAACAACAUAAUAUACAUUACAUAAUUAUAUACAUGCGACGUAUAUACAUUGUGUGCAUGGACAUUCUAUAUAUAACAUAUACAUUGUGUGGACGUUCUAUAAUGAUAUAUCCUUAACUGGUAAAAAAAAAGAUUGUACAAAGCCAAAAUUUGGUAGGUUAUUUCCUGUACAUACUGUUUUGGGGGCUUACUGUUCUGUACUGUAAAUAUAAACUGUGAUUCUGCAAACUGGUUGUUUACUGAACCCAAGCAUGCCCCCAUGUAAUGUUCCAUCCUGUAGUUUUGACCAAGUAUCCAAAUGAUACAUUAUAUAGCACAUAAUAUAGAUUAUGAACGCUACAAAGCUGCAUGACAAUUAUUAUUAUUGUAUAAAUCUCCUCCCACUGCAUCUAACAUGUCGUGGUUUCUUUUCAGCAAAGUUUGACUAUCAAGAUCCAAUAAAUAUUGACAGUUGUUUGAAAGAUGAAGAAAGAAUUGUUAGGUACAGAACUCCAGAUGUCUAACCCUCAUUUUCCUCUAUUGAUUAUAUUACAAAGACGGAUUUUCUGGGUGUGCACUGCAGGGAGGUGUGCACCCCCAAAAAUAUUUUGCAUCCCCUCAGAACGUUUUCCCACCACACCUAGAGAAAUUACACCCCCAGACCUCUGCUGCAUCUUGCUCGGCUACGCGUCUCCUCGUUCACCUCCCCCCUUGAUUUUUUUGGUUCCCCAGCCCAGAUCAAAAUCUGAAAAUCCGUCCAUGUUAUAUUGUAGUGCUGGAGUUUUGGCCUAUUUUGCCAGGGCUGGAGUUUGUUCAACUCCAGCACUACUCUGGCAGUACUUAUUUGUGCUACAAACUAUCGGCGAAAAAACCUGAAUCCAUCGACGAAAAAGUAAAUACUCGCAUUGAUACUGCGUAAGCUUGUCACAAACAUAGUACGAAAUGUUCAUGCGAAGUGUUGAAAUCAAAUUUGAAAAGGUGAAAUUUCCAUUAAAUUUCGAAUUUUCACGAAUUUUCCGGAGCCUAUGUCAUUUUCAUUUCCAUGCUUGGUUGUAGAAGCUUUAUUUUUGUUUAUCCCAUUUCUCAUUUAACAAGAUCAAGGCGGGAUUUAAACUUUUUAAAAAUUAAAGCAAUCUUCGAAACAAUAGAAACGAAAAGAAUUUCUAAGAACGAUUUCUUAGACUUAGGCAUGAAAUGUUCCAAUAAUUCUGAAUACUGUAUUAUGUCUAUGGUUUGUCCCAAAGUUCGUUGUUAGUACUUGUUACAGCUAGGUGCGAUAAUUCGUGUACUUAUAUAUUACGUACCUGAGGUACGCCAAUAUUAUGGUCUGGUACUACUUUCUCAGCAAAGUACCACAUACAUAUACGCGAUACACUCUCUAUAUCUGCGUACAUUUCGCUGGUAGCAUAUGAUCCGCAACUUUCCAAGGUACAUUCAGAACCGUAAUCGUAGCUAUAUUAUACAUCUGACAUGUCUUGGAUAUGUGUUUGUAUUGGGUCAUAAUCAUUGGAGUACCAGUGAGGUACAACUAAAAAAUCUUGAUUUACGCACCCUAUAACCUGUGUUAAUAUAUCGUACUUUUGUUAAAGCCUUUGAUUCAACUAUAUAUGUUAUAAUAUCAUGAUUACUGCAUGAACUAUCAGUAAAACUUGUCUACAUUGUCUAUAAUUCAAGAAUCGUGUGAUUAUUAUUAAUUUUUAUUUUUAUAGAGAUCAAGUACGUGCAUAUUGUCAGGAAAAAUUGAUGCCAAGAGUUUUAAUGGCAAAUAGAAAUGAACGUAAGGAGAGGAUAUUGAGAUGAUCUAAAACCAGAUUUUCACUUGUAUUGACUUGAAUAGGCAAUUCCAGCUUUUAGUUUAUGCCUGCAGGGGAUGAUGGGAAGUAAGGUAUCAUAUUGCUGAUUAUGCUGAAAAAUUUCAAUAAAAACUACCGAAACAACCGAAAUAUUUCAAUAUUUACAAGUAUAAACUAUCACUCCAUGUUUACACGGCCACCAUUUUUAUUUUUUCAGCAUAAUCAGCAAUAUGAUACCUUACUUCCCAUCGUCACCUGCACGCAUAAACUAAAAGCUGGAAUUGCCUAUUAAGAUACUGUAGUUUACUAUAAAAAAUUCUUUUUCACGGAUUCUUGUAAUGUGUAGAUUUCCACAAAGAAAUAAUGCCAGAAUUGGGGGAAUUAGGCAUUCUUGGAGCAACUAUUGAUGGUGAGUAGAGAUAAAAAUCCCUGGAUGUUGUUGUCGAGAUAUUCACCAGUCUGGGGAUUGCCCUUUUGGGUCAUAAACUCCCCAUAAUUUCUGUCGGCGGGGAGAAUGGGGGGGGGGGGAUUUUCGACACAUCAGUGAAGACAUUUUAUCAACUUUAGAUCCUCCUUUUCUCAUGAUUUUAAUACAUGUCGGGCUUCCCUUUCAUCAUUUUCCCAAUUUCUAAGUAGUAUCUUCCCCCUCUCAUACACCAAUGCAUAUAGACACUACAGAUAAACAUGUUGCUUUGCAAAGACAUUCACAUGAAAAGAAAAUAACGGAUCGAAAUAAGAUAACAACAAAGGAUUUGGGGCAUCUUACUCGAUAGAACUAAUUGUUGAGUGUUUUUCUCGAUGGAAAUUUCGAGUGUUAAUUUUCUACAUUUAUUAAACCUGACCAGGAGCAGUUGCAAAAAAUACAACUAUAUAUAGGCCUUCUGGCAGGAAUAGAACCCGCAGCCCUGCGGUUGGUUAGAGCUCGACAACCUUCCGAAUUACGCUUCGUGAAUCAAAACGAAAAGUGUAAUCGCAAUGAAGGUCAUUUGCAUUAACAUCUCACUGCAAAUUUCACAGAAAGAAAUUACAAAUAGUUCAGUUUGGGCAACUUCAUAUUAAAACUGUACUUCAUUUAUUUCCGAAUACACUGGCAGUAUUCUAUUAAAUUGAUCGCAUUUCUUUUUCCUUAUUGUCGUUAUUGAUUCAUUUUUUAUAUUUUAUUAAUCCUUCCUAAACCAUAAACCCGCCAUUUAUUAUCUGGGAUCAGUAUUUUAACUCGAUCAGAUCUAAUGUAUUGUACUAUAUUAUUGGUACUAUUGGUAUACAGCCUCCUCCUCAGGCAAUUCUGUGGUAAAAAAACCUCCGAUCUCUCUGACACCCAAAUCAGUAAAUCGUUUCUGCGACCCUAAUUCGGUCCUGCGGUCUUAACAUUGGCAUCACCCUAAUAUUUAUGCAUGAACUUGCAGUUAGAGCUCGACAACUGGCCUUUGUUGCUCUGUUGGUUGGAGCACUGCACCGGUAUCACAGGGCCGCAGGUUCGAUUCCUACCAGAGGGCCUAUAUAGUUGCAUUUUUCGCAACUGUUCCUGGAUAGGUGUAUUAAAUGCAUAAAAUUCACACUCAAAAUUUCCAUUAACACAACACCUUAACAUUAACAAAGUCAUCUUUUGGAGCAGCGCUUUCCGUCAGUAUAUUGACAAACUAGUAUAUCGACUUGUACUCUAUAUUUUUUAUUUAUCGGAAGGCUGAGAUUUUGCUUCACGCACGUGCGCAGUUUAAUAGUCGUGUUUGGAUGUAUGAUAAUUGUAAAACUAGUUAAUAUCAACAUUUCUAUAUUUCCAGGCUAUGGAUGUGCUGCAGUUUCGACGGUUUCUUACGGAUUAAUCGCUAGAGAAGUGGAGAGGUUUGUAUUCAGUAAAGCUGUUUAAAUAUCCCACAUUACUGCAACUUUCAAAAUCCGAAAUUUAAUUUUUAUUACUGCAUAAGACUUGUCCAAAAAUUUCAUCAACGCGGAGUGGUAAAUUUGCCAAACGGUGUCAGCAACUACUGAUGCAAAAAUGAAUAACAUACUAUAGUGAAUUUUAGUGGUGUUUCAUGAUCUCCAAUGACCAUAAUGGGGUGUACCGUGUACUAUCAAACCAUUGACUAGACUGGUCCUAGUCCCUGGUCUUUUAUGCACGCGCUUUGGUUUCCCAUGAUGUCACAGCGUAAAGAAGGCUAUAUAUAUAGGAACAACAAAAGCAGGGGUGGAAAAAAUAGGCGAGCACGCGAGCACUGCUCGCAGGAAAUGUUAAACAGCUGCAGGAAAUUCCUUUGAAUGAAGAUUUGCUAUUGGAAAUUUGAAGGAAAUCUUAACACCCAUGACCCACUAUGGGCGCAACAACAUAUGGUUGACAGACAUUAUUCCUUGAAUUUAAAACCAUGGUAGGCUAGAACACUUUAUGUUUAUGCACAUGAAGGAUUUAGCACACAAACACUCGUUGGUCUGCAGGAAAUUUUUGUCUCCAGGUUGUGCUCCCAGGAAGAAAAUUAUUUUUUCCUGCUCUGAACAAAAGGCCCUUCCGGAAAGCACGUCAUUUGGUUAUAGAGCCUCGUUUUCCCAAUUGGAUUGAACUCUUACUUACACGAAAACGAGUCUAUACCCAAAUGACGUACUAUACGGAAGGGUAUAUUUCACUUGCAGGAGUGCAUGAAACACAAAAAAUACCUUCUCUUGGUCCCGGAAAGUCAAAUUGGAUUCUACGACUAUUUUACGGGAGCAAUAAGCCUGCUAACGAUGGUGAUCUUUCAGUAAUCCAGAUAUUUCUACUGUAUAUAUUGUGUAUAUUUGUAUUUUCAUUUCAGAGUUGACAGUGGUUAUCGUUCAGCUAUGAGCGUUCAGUCUUCACUAGUUAUGCAUCCAAUUUAUAGUUUUGGAUCUGAAGAGCAGAAAGACAAAUAUCUACCAAAACUAGGUACGUUAAAAUGAUUGUUUAAUACUGUUAACCAAUCAAACCAGAAUCUUUUUUAUUGCAUGCAGAUAGUCAGCAGUGAACUCACUAUUUUUAAAAACAUUGAAUUCAGUGGAGUUUGUCGUGAAGCAUACACGCAUAAGGGAGUGUUCAUUAUUUAUACUCGGGGUUGGUACCGAAGAGAAACUAAUCGAAAAGAGAAAAAAACAACCACCCACCCUUUCGGUCAACCAUUGUUUUCCCUACCCAACUAUUGCAUGACUUGGAUUUUUAUUUUACCCAACCCAAUUUCAAAAUUAUAUACACUAUGAAGUAUUUUACAUACAUACAUAUAUAUUAUUUAUACAAGCUAGGCCACUAUAGUAUAAACAGUACUAUGCAUAUUUGGUGCACUAACUGAAUGUAAAAUAUAAUCAUUUGUACCUUCACAAGUUCAUAUUAUGUUCCCAAGUUCCUGCAGUCCUACUAUGUCUCGUUGUUGUAAUCAGAGGGGAUGGGGAGUUGGAGUUUAAUUUUCUUUGUGUGGAAUGAAUGGAUAUUUCCUGGAAUGACCCAUUUUGUUAAAUAAAGGAUUUUCAUUAUUUUGUUCUAUUGAACGUUUGUAUUAAAAAUAAUUUACCCAACCAUAGGCUUUGUUCAAAAAAUAUUUACCCAACCCUUCAUACUCCAGAAAAAUGGCUUACCCAACCCAUUUCUCUUCGGUACCAACCCCGGGUAUAAAUAAUGAACACUCCCUAACGUCAUUCCAUACUCGCACUUGACUAGCCUCCUCCGCAGGCAUCUCUACAGGGGUCACUUGUGGUUUAAAAAAACUAGUUGACUUUUAACUCGUCGGACACGGUCACCCCUGGAGAUGCCUGUGGAAGAGGCUAGGACGUGACAAUGUCAGACAUACACUCGAUUUUACAUUAUAACUUGGCUUAGCUAUAUAUUUGGACUUGAGGUCAUAUUAAGAUCAAUUCCUAUAUACGUGUCAACUAUCAACCUUGGCAAGCCAGGGUCUUCACCUCCGCACGCUACGGCGAGAUUCUGGUUGCGGCUGGUCACGUGAGAGGGGGAGAGGGACGAGUAUCAAAUUACAUGUUUCCACAAAAAACCGUUACACUUCAAUUGCAAGGAGUGGGAUCAGAGAGUGAUAUAAAUUUUGCGAUACAUAGAUCGAAAUGCUUGCUAGUUUUUAUGUAUUUCUGUACAGGUAAAGACCCUGGCUUGCGAGGCUAGCGAAUAUUUAGUUUCCUAAAAUUGACCAUGACAACAUAGCCAUAAAAUAGGCACGAUGUGCGUACAUAUGCGUCUGCUAUUUACCACUAGUCAGGGUUUCCACUCAUAUAUUUCUCAGAAAUAUCUAUCGUUAGUGGGGGUUUAUACAUACCCUUCUCUUCUCUUCUCUCCGAUAUUUUUUCCAUUAUAAAAGGGGAGCAGCAAUUGCCCAAACGCUUGUUUGUGUUGACUUUGAAUCUACCGCGAUUAUGUAUUAAGUUCUCCCGUUGCUAAACAACAUAUACUGUAGACGGUGAAUUGUUUCUUCAACAUGACUUUUUUUAUGUGUGGACUUUAAAAUAACUGGUUGACAAACGGUACUGUAAGUCACAUGCAUGCAAUGGAACAAUGUAGACCUGUAGAGUUUUACUUUUCUUGAUGUAGCUAGAGGAGAGUUAAUUGGCUGUUUUGGUUUAACUGAACCCAACCAUGGCAGUGAUCCAGGCGGUAUGGAAACAAGAGCAAAAUAUCAACAAAGUAGCAAAACAUAUGUUUUAAAUGGAUCAAAAUCUUGGUAAUUAUUAUAUCUGUACCUAAUGGUUGAAAAUUGAAAAGGCUGCAAUUAGUGCAAUAUUCCACGGUGCAUGCAAGUGCACAAAUGCACGUCCUGUCUCUCUGUCAGGAAAAAAAGUCAUUUGAAUGACAAUGAAAGUGAAAACAUUGCAUUUUAAUACAAUUUAAUAGGAUAACCAACUCCCCAGUGGCAGAUGUAUUUGUCGUUUGGGCAAAAUGUGACGAUGACGAAAUACGGGGUUUUAUUUUGGAAAAGGUAAGAGUGUAUAUGCAUGAUGUUUAUCCAAAAGUAAGAUGCAUGAUGUUUAUCCAAACCCGUUUUCUACGACACGAAUUUUGUCCCGAAAAUUCGCGACCAGUAAAUAAAAUGUAGAUGCAGACAUAUACCGUAUGCACCAGCCAGCCAUUUCCUUCGGCUAACUUGACCUACAGUACAUUGGUAAAAAUAUUUUAUUUUUGGUGAACUAUCGGCCAUGCAGUCUAUAAUUAACGUAUGGUUGUGCUUAUAGGAAAUGAAAGGACUAACUGCUCCAAAGAUUGAAGGCAAAUUUUCAUUACGAGCGUCAGCAACAGGGAUGAUAGUCAUGGAAGAUGUUGAAGUUCCAGAGGAAAAUCUUUUACCAAAAGUCAGUGGUUUGAAAGUACGUAUUUCAAUAUAUUCUUAUAGUUAUACCUCGAUCGUGCUGGAAAGAUUAGCGAUAGUGGAUCAACAGUAAGCAGUCGUUUACAUUCGUUCAUUAUAUUUUCCACGAAACUCAAUACAAAGUUUAAUGAAGAAAGAAACAUGCAGAUUCCGAAAAAAAUGCUUGAAAUAUAAUACAAAUGAAUAAUAAUAGAAUGAGGAAAUUGUUUAUUUCAAAUUUGCCAUGAGAAAGAAUAAAUACAAUAUACUUAUAUACAGGAAGAUAGCGAGAAUAUAUUGCGUUCCUGAUGAUGUGAUUUUCUAAGAAAUCCGACCGACCUUCUUUUUUUCUGCCGACCCUUGGGCGUAGUUGGGUUGUUCCCUUACCUACCGAUCCUAUUUCUUCCCAUAAAACAACGUGACACCAAAAGUGGCAUGAUUGCAUCCGAUUUCCCAGAGUUAUUGCUUCUUGAGUUUGAUCAGUUAAAAACGCAACGUUACCAUGAAUUUUUUUUUCAAUGUUAGGGUGCAUUUAGUUGCUUAGAUAGCGCAAGAUUGGGUAUUGCGUUUGGAUGUUUGGGUGCCGCUGAAUUUUGUUACGAAACAGCAAGGCAGUAUACUUUGGACAGGUAUGUGACUAAAUUGCGCUUAAGGUGCAUGGCUCUAUAAUUAUACGGUUUUCUAAUUCUGAUUUCGAAUGUCAUGCAGGAUUCAGUUUGGAAAACCUCUGGCUGGUAAUCAACUUAUACAAAAGAAAUUGGCUGAUAUGGCAACUGAGGUAUGUGCAGUGGAGCUUACGAAAUCAAGACUCCAUAUCUAUGUAUAGUUAAAUUGCCAAUAGCGACUAUAUAGAGGAUAUGGAUAUCCCGCAGGAAUGAAUUAAUUUGACCGUGUGAAGUGGUGUAUACGCCAAGAUGGAUGAUCAGGUUAAUGAUUAAAACUUUCUCGUAUUUAGAUUUCCCUGGGACUUAAUGCUGUUGUCCAUGUUUCAAGGCUAAAAGAUGAGGGAAAGUAUGUUCAUUUUGCGUGUUGUAUUUCACAUCCAUUUAAAAAUUUAUAUAAAAAUAUUACCAUAUGUCCACUCUAUUUUUGGUCACAUUGACUAUUAAGAACCACAUCCACUGCCUCAUAUUCUGAUUUGAAUUUACCUAAUAGGUCAGUUUCAUAGUACAGACCGGGUUUAAAUAUUUUUUACCGACCAAUCUCUGUAAUAUCUGUUAUUGCAGUUAAAAUCUUGUGUGUUAAUAUUCUUGUUGUUUGAGCAAUAUUUUGAUGUUAGAGGGACUAGCCUUGAAUGGUUUAAGUCCUAUCUUAAGAAUAUAAAACAAAUUAACGGGAAGAAGUCUGUGCAAGCGUUGUCAGAUGUGGGGUCCCACGAGGGUCCAACUUUGACCCCAUCGUGUUUCUCUCGUUGAGUCGUUGGUAGCAAGUAAUUUAAUGUCUUUAAAAUCCUUCGCAACAGCUUUCUGUGCUGCUCCGCCGCUUCUUUCAAAAUGUCCGUAAAGAAUCUGGUAUUUAGAUUUAUGAAAUAUUUUUUAAAUCAUAAAACACCUUCAUUUUCACAGACAUUGUCCAGAAAUGGUUUCAUUGACGAAAAGAAAUAAUUGUGGAAAGUCAUUAGAAAUUGCAAGAAAUGCGAGAGACAUGCUAGGAGGUAAGAUUGCUUUAACGUACGAUCUGCUCCAUUGAGCUGAAUGAGCUACCCUGUAUAAAUAGACGAUAUUACCCGGCGGCGCGAAGAUAUGACUAUUAUCUUCGAGUGGUGAAAACAAUAUUUUACGAACGAGCGCAGCGAGUGAGUAAAAUAUUGUUUUUAACACGAGAAAAUAAAAGUCGUAUCCUCAAGCCACCGUGCAUGUAAUGUUCUAUUUAUUAUAUAGUCCCAAGCAAAAAAUUGUGAAAUUUCACGCUUUAUAAAAGCAAAUUGGAAAAAAUCACGUGAUCCAUAUCUUCACUAGUGAAGAUAUGGAAAAUAUCUCACUGUGUAUUUUUCAGUAUCUCACUCUCUACUAUAUAAUAAAUAAAGUUAUUCCAUUCCAGCCAAGAUGGAGAUACUCCACCGAAAUCCCAAGCUUACGAAUGCAUCCUUGGACAUUCGAUUUCAUUUUCAUCUGCAUUUCACUGCAACCUUGUACCCAGGGAUUCUGCUGAAAAACACACACGCAGAAGCCCUGGUUGCAAACAUUCUUGGAGCUGAAAGCAUUCCAGAAAUGUUUGUCCCAGGCUCAAUAAAGCCUCUUGAUGACGCUGUAUAGAAAAUAAAAUUGAAAUGUUUUUGCUGGCAUUUCCCCACUGUUUUUCCCCAAUCUUCAAACCUCGUAUCGUUUAUUCACCAGGUAAUGGCAUAUGCGAUGAAUACCACGUCAUUCGUCACGUGAUGAACUUAGAGUCUGUCAAUACCUAUGAAGGUUUGUAAUCGUUUAGGGUCUAGUAUUUCGUAGAUUGAUCUGCAACAAGUGUGUUACUCGAGAACAAUUAUCAUAACGUUCUUUCUCCGUAGGAACUCAUGACGUUCAUGCAUUGAUUCUUGGUCGAGCAAUUACUGGACUGCAAGCAUUUAUGUCGAAAUAGUAAACUGUCUACUUGAGAAUUUUGAAUAACUAUUAUUAUUUAUUUAAAAAAAUCCUGGUUUCUGAUUGGCUAACAGCCAACUGUGAAAUUGUCAUAUCAACUCAAUGGCUAACCAAAUACGGAUUUUUCUCAUUCAUAUUAGCAAAAUGACGUCAAAAAGUCAAUAUGAAAAAAAUUUGGACGCGCUUGCGCCAUAUUACUAUGACGACGAGAAUCAUAUUGACUCGCUGACGCCAUUGAUAUGACGCAACGACGGCUGCCGAAGAACUAAGGAAUUGUUUUUUUCUUAAUACAAAUAAAAUACAAAUGUUUGUUUUGAAUUUUUUAAAUAAAUAAUAAAACAAUUAUUGAAUUCGGUUUUCGCACAAUAUGAAGAAUUACCAAGCCCUCAGUUUGCCGUUAUCAGCCUUCGGCUUCGGUUGAUAACGGCAAACUUCGGACUUGAUAAUUCUUCAUAUCGUGCUCAAUCUCAUUCAAUAAUUGUUAAAUAUUGAAUAGUAAAAAGGCUACAUGGAGUGAGUGUAUGGCGGAUCAAGUGUACGUCGUAUUAUACAAUAAGCUGUCGUGGUUGAUUUGUGGUCGAAAAAAUUAAAGCUCAAAAAGCGUGGCAGCUGUUCGAAUCUGUAUUUACACUUAACAUUGUAACUUUGUAGAAACUGCCUUUAAAGUUUAAGCUACUGUAUUUUCUAAUUAUGAGCUUCCUGCAUGUUGCUAGAUCCUAUGUAUGGAUACGGCCCUGAGAAAAUAUUACCGAACAUAGAUAAAAAUAUAUCGUCGAUAUUGGUAUAAAUACAUUAACAUAGGUAAAAUAUUUUAUGAAAAAAAUCCAUGCUGUCAUAUUCCAGACGAACAUUUAUAAUUGGACAGUAGUGUGAAGUAAGAGGAGUGGUUUUAUUUAAAACAUUAGAUGUAAUAGUAUUUAGAUAUUAAAAUAUAUUGAGGUCUCUUUCACUUAUGGCUUUAUCGAGAAAUUGUUUAUGCCCGUUGACACCCAAUUCACUCCCUUAUAUUUAAAUGUUGCUUAUUAUAUCCAUUCUAUUUUACGCUAAAUUAUCAGAACAAUGGUAUCUGGGCGUGUGAGUUAGCUGAAAUAUGGAUUAGGUGGCAACAGGCAUACACAUUCGUUAGGUGAUUACAGUUUAGUGACAAUGGCAACAUUACAGUUUAGUGACAAUGGCAACUCAAUGCAUAUCAAAAAUAUCCGUUAGCUACAGUACUUAGCUGAUUAGUUCUGUUUCUAUGAAUUCACAUGGUAGAUUGUUUUCAAUUAGAGUAGUGGUAACGGUCUGUACGUAGGCUAUUAAUUAAACAAUGCAUAUCGAUAUAAAGAAAGUUUAAAAAAAGUACUAAAACUCAAAGUUGUAUGUCUUUCUUACAAAGAACGAGUGCAGGCUCACCCGCAGGUUAAGUUAAUCCGUCAUAACAAAUAUACACAACAAUUCUAGUAAAAAGUAUGUUUGGUAGAACAGGGGCAUCAAUAUUUUAUAUUUGACUUGCAAGCUCGACGUUUUGCCAAGGAUGAAUUGCCAGGUGGAGACAAACCAAAGGUACCAAACAAUCCAGUUUUGUCGCUUUUACUGGCAAGGUUCGCAUGUUCAGCUAACGUACGACUGGCUGCAUUUGCUUCGUCUAGGAAAGAUGAUACAUCAAAAUUAACACGUGGCGAUUGAACUGGUGUUCCACUGGGGUCAUGUUUGGAACCUUCCUGUGUAAUCCAUGCACAAUUGAGUACUGUAUCUGCUGAAUAGCGUCGUGAUGCAUCACGGACUAGUAGGUGUGAGAUAAGAUCCUUAGCCUCACGAGAGACGUGGCUCCACUCAGCACCUGACAGUUUAUAACGACCUCCUUGGAUGCUGUUCAGUAACAUGUCCUGACAUUCAUCGCAUGCUUCAUUGCUAUCCCAACCACAAUCUUCACCACAAUUGCCGUAAAAUGGUGGAUGACCUGAUAACAUGAUGUACAGUAUCACUCCUAAACUCCAGAGAUCACAACGUUUAUCGUAACAUGUCGCUUCAUCUUCGUUAACGAAUGCUUCUACCACUUCCGGUGCCAUGUACUCCGCUGAACCGACUGGGGUUUGGAGAACUGGGGUCGAUACAGGUUUUGUCCAUGAUCCAAUGCCACUAGCAAGGUCAAAAUCACAGAUCUUAACUGGAGUGAUGGUUUCUUCAUUAUCACACAGGAUAUUGUCAGGUUUCAAAUCUCGAUGUGCAACACCAUGUUUGUGCAGAAAACUUAAUCCCGUACUUAAAUCUUUCACCACUUCUCUGGCUUUAGACUCCGUGAACAGCACCUUUCUUUCAAUAUGUCUGAGUAAAGAUCCACCCUUCAUAACAGGGUACACAAAUAUGUACCUUGAACUUUCUUCAAAGAAAUGUACCAAGCUUAAAAUAUUGUUUUGUUUUCGACAUAAAUGAUGGAGAUCAACUUCGUUUAUGACUCUAUCUCGAGGUAUGGCGUGAUCGUUAUCGAUAAUUUUAGCUGCAUAUUUUUUACCAGUCGUUAUUCUCUUGCAUACAAACACAUGGGAGUAAGAACCACUGCCAAGGUAGUCUUCACUUAAUGCAUACAUACGAUCAAAUGUCUGGAAGUCUUCACGAGGUGGUCGCACUUUCUUCUUACGCGAUGUUUUUACAACACGGACAUCUUUCUUUUCCAAGUGAUUUGUAUCUGGAAGUUGCAGAAUGUUUACUCCUUCGGGGAAAAUAUCUUCAUUUUUCUCAGGUGCAUUCUCUGGUAUUACAAGACCAUUUACGCCAUUAGUGACAUAAUUUACACCAGACAAAUUGUCUACGUUCGCCAUAUCCGGACCUGC
This is a messenger RNA of Paramuricea clavata, 12990 nucleotides long. The record is from the annotation of a GenBank genome assembly. NCBI's taxonomy places the organism in Eukaryota, Metazoa, Cnidaria, Anthozoa, Malacalcyonacea, Plexauridae.